UUAGAAGUUGUUCAAGGGAGUGAAAGUGGAAGAAGAAUUCCAUUUAAUCAGUUGUCUUGGUUGCAGAGAGACUUUAAUUCAGUUGGCACCGUCUGUAAACCACAUCCUAAAUGGUCGAUUUAAACAAGACUUAAUUUGUCAGAGGAUAAACAUUUAAGGUGGUUGGUUUGUCCGACUCAGCAAGAACAUCCCAGAGCAUGAAGCUGUUAAAGAGAGAGCAGGCUCGUGUGUGUGUGUGUGUGUGUAGUGGGCGUGGAGAGGGAGAUGGCUCGCUUCCCUGAAGCCGUUGAGCUGAGCGCGUCUGUCAUAUGAGCCCAGUAGGAGAAAAGCGCUCAGACAUCCAAUGGGCCAAUCUCAGCGAGCUUCCUCACUGACUGGAAUCUGUCUGCAGACAGAGCUUCUGGACUGAGUGAUUCCCCGCUCCGAUACACACCUUACUUUUCUAGAAGUAAACUCAAUAGACGCGCACAGACGCAGCGAUGACAGCCGAGUUUAUGUCACUUCGAAGUUACUGAGAUCCGCAUCCUGCUGCGCUGCAUCCGAUCCGACUGACUCUUCUGGGAAGAUACAAAGGAGAUAACAGGAUGAAUUCCGCUUUCAUAGCACUGUUACUUGGAGUGGUUGGGGCUCUGGCCAAUAAGGAGGAUUGUUUGUCGGGCCAGUACACAACCAGCGGAGAAUGCUGUGUGCAGUGCCAGCCCGGUGAGGGCGUCGUCAGACCAUGUGGAGUCACACAGACUGUCUGCGCCCCUUGCCUUGACAGUGAAACCUUCUCAGAAAACUUCAGUCACACAGAGAGAUGUCAGCCCUGCACAGUAUGCACAGGUCUAUUCCGCAUGAAGGCGCCCUGCACAGACUCCAACGACGCCACCUGUGUAUGCAACUAUGGCUACUAUCUGAAUGAAGUCUCACAGCGGUGUGAACCGUGCACCAAAUGUCCUGAAGGCCAGGGCAUGCUGUUCAGUUGUGAAUUUGAUCAUGACACGGUGUGUGAGGAGUGCAGCGGGGACACCUACUCGGACCAGGAAAGUUCUCGGGAGCCCUGCAUCCCCUGCUCCACCUGUGAUGAGGCAGAAGUGUUACAGCCCUGCACCUCUGUCACUGAUACAGUUUGUGAAGUUGUCUACUCUUCAGGGCCUCCCACGCUCUUUACAGGUUACUCCAUUUCCCCCUUUGAUGACUUUUCACCAGACAGCCCCCCACCAGAGGGCCCUACAGAGAGCACCACCACCACCACCACCACCACUAAUGGUGAUUCCCAGGAGAAGCUCUACCAGGGUCUGAAUGACAAACUCAUCCCCAUCUACUGCUCCAUUUUGGCAGCAGUUGUGGUCGGCCUCGUGGCCUUCAUCAUCUUCAAGAGGUGGAACAGCUGUAAGCAGAACAAGCAAGGAGCCAACAACUGCACAGCCAACCAGAACCAGACAACAUCACCUGAGGGAGAGAAGCUGCACAGUGACAGCGGCAUUUCUGUGGACAGCCAAAGUCUGCAGGAGCAGCAGGCCCAGACUCAGGCACAGACAGUUGUCACCAUGGAUGAAGAGCCUUGUUUGCUCCUUCCUCUCCACACCAGAGAGAAAGUGGAGAAGCUGCUGUUCAGAGGCAGCGAAGGAGACGACUGCAACCACAUGGACGACAGUGACUGGUGCAACCUGGCGGGCCUCCUGGGAUACGAGGAGGAGCGUAUUGCGACCUUCCGGCAGGAAGAGCAUCCUGUCCGUGCGCUCCUGACUGACUGGGCGAGCAAAGAUUGCGCCAGCAUCAAUACGCUGUGCACAGCACUGCGCAAGAUCAACCGUGACGACAUUGCCCAGAGUUUGGUGCUGAGCCCAAGUGCUGCAAAGCCGACCGUCACUUCUGUCGUGUGAUUUAAGCUUAACAGUGAGCAAACCUCCUGAUCGUUAACCUUAAUAUCCAUGGCCUCCCUCACUCAAAGUCAUGCUAGAACCGCUUUAAGCUAUUCCCUCAUGAAGCCAGCAGUCACAGUGAUGAUCAAAUAUUAUGAAUCCUGAAGAAUCAUUUCAUGUUUAAUCAAGGGAUAAGACAGGAAGAUGCCAGAAAUUAGACAGAAACUGAAUGAAUAUCAACGUACCUAAUCAAGUCAAUGCAAAGGAAGCCAAAACCUUUCACUUAACAGUCAGGAGGUGCAUAUAAUCAUUUUUUUUUAAAUCCACACAAUGUAAAGAUUUAUGGAGGGAGAUAGUCUAUAAUCAUUCCAUUUUGAGCCUGGAUAUCCACCUGCCUUUCCACACUAUCUGACAUCCAGCUUACCGUCUCCUGUCUUUAUUAACCAUGGAGCAGCAAUGGGCUUUGAACUGAAUUUGUUGUGGAUACCCGGCUCUUUCAUUCCUUCAACUUGAUCCUCUGCACCUUUAUUCUUCAUUCUUAAACAUGCAUAGUCAAUAUGUCCCUUUCGUAUAGUGUUCAUAAGCCAGUGUUGUAUCUCUAAAUGUUUCUUUACAAAUCUAUGUUACCAAAGAGGAGUAAACGUCUCAAGGUCAUACCGGACAAGUGACAUUAUUUACAUGCCAUGUUAAACUUUUUGAAUUUCAGUUGUCAAAUGACUUGUGUCUGUUACCCGAUGAGGCCUGCAUACCACAGAGUAUCUGGACCUUUGCAAAUAUGACAACCUGAGGAAGGAUGCUUGUACGCAAUUCAAAUUAACCUGUUCUCCUUAAGCAAAAACGAAACCUAAGUCCAGCUAUUUACUCUUAUUUUAAAUACUUGUAUUAGAUUCAAGACAUUGAGCUGCAGCACACGUGGAAUUACUCUCAACUUUGGCUUUGUCUUAAGUGAUUUCUGCAGACUCUUCCUUUUUCCGACAAGUGCUAUAAGAACUGCUGGGCUGGACUCUGUGGCGAGGGUCAUUGACCGAGGCAACAUGAGACUCUAUUCUAUGUGCUCGGGCCUAUCUGCAUAACACAGAAGCUCCCACACAGACUCCUUCAUACUGACCCAGAAAAGGGAAGGACGUGGAACUCAAGUCACCCAGUAACAACUAUGUAUACUGUAUAUACAUAGGCACACACCAAAUAGAGACAUACACAUAGACCUACAGUAUGUAACCAUGCAUGCAUGUACUAUACAAACACACACACACACACACACACACACACACACACACACACACACACACACACACACACAAACACAGAUCAUGUGUACAUUUACAUUCUCAUUCAUUAUAGAAGACACGGAAAACUUCAGAUACUGCCAUAUACUGUAUGGAACACUCAUGAGCGGACCAUAUACUGUUUAAUCUCAUCAUUAGUAGCCAAUAUAAGGUAACUCUUGAAAUGCAUAUAAUUUGCAAUGUGUGAUACCUUAACAGUAAACAGCAUGCAGAAACUAGCAACUCAUUGUCAGCCAGUGCACAAAUUCCAAGAAAAACCACAUACAGAAUAAUCAGGAAGAAAAACAAAAAUCCAGGGUUUUCUAUCUUUUUUGCUUAAUUUCUCAGGGUAUCUUGAAUGACUGUGCUACUACAUCAAUAUUAUACAUCAAUAAUACUCUAUAAUUAACUGAACAAUCUGCCGUUGUUCAAGAGGAGACACUGUGUUUGUCUUCUUGCAACUGACAAUCCUUCAAACAGGUAAAUAAGAGAGGGAAACAGUGCCAGAGAAAAAAGAAAAAGGGUGUCUUGUUUCCUCAUUGUUUGCAACAAUGACCUCUGGAUAAAGGUUUUGGAUUACUUACAUGUAAAGGUGAAACACAGGAAUCUGCAUUUGGAUUAAUCAGCUUGUUUAAGUAUAACCGUGCAUUCCUUUCCUCUUGACAGUAUGUGCUUUUUACAUUGUAUUAUGUUGCACCUAUUAGGUUUGAAUUUGUCAAAGUAUACUUCCAAAAUUGUAUUAUGUUGAUAUUAUUAUGCUUCCAACUAAGGACCCCUAGCACCGAUUUGUUUUCUUUUGUCUGUUUGGGGGGAAAUAUUUGAAGGAGCAAUGAGUACUUUGUUAAGUACUUUGUUAAACUUACGUAUUUCACCAACUUCAUCUGUUACUCUUGGGUGCAGAUUGUACAUUGUUACUAACCAUGAGCAUACUGAGCUUCAUGCUGUAGUGUUACUUUAAAUGAAGGUAUUUUCACUCUCUAAGGGUUGUUGUAUUUUAAUUCCCAAAUAACAACUGUAAAUGGUAUUACGUUUCUGUUAUUGUCCUAGAUUGUAGCACUUAAAUGUGUGUGCAUCACAAGUGCCUGCGAACUAUUUCAGGUGUCCGCUGAUGUACAUUUUUGUUUUUAGCUUUUUUUAUAAAUAUAUCUUCUAUAGUUGUUGUUUUUUUUAACUUGUAAAUAAUAUAUCUUUUUCUAGUUUUUAUUUUAGUUAAAGCCUAGAAGGCGCUACUGUACAAUAUCUAUGUGAAUGGGACAUUGUUUCAGUAUCAAUGCUAUCCUAGUUUAAAAUGGUAAGAAGGGCAAAGGGAGGGGAGGUGCCUGUGUGAGGUACUUGGUGCAAUUAACAAGUUAAUCAGGUGUAUUAAUGUAGUUCGUCAUUAAGACUGGACAUGAAUAGGGAACACAAAUUUAAAAUACCUUAAAGACUAAUCAGAAAUGGAAACGCUCCAAUUGUCCAUCUGGAAAAACACCACCUGCCACACUCAGAAAGAAAUACAUUUUAAUACCCUGUACUGUAAGUCAAUCUCUUUGCAGUAUUCAACAUUUUGGUAAAUACACUUAUACACUCUUUAUGCUAGCCUGGCUCUGUCCAACAGCAUAAAUAGUCUGGUGCUCAUAGGCAGAUUUUAUUUCCUUUGGACAGUUGUUUCCCCCUGUUUCCAGUCUUUAUGCUAAGCUAAGCAAACUGGCUGCUGGCUGUGGCUGUAUAUUUAUCAGACAGAUAUGAGACUGGUAUUGAUCUUCUUAUCUAACUCUUGGCAAGAAAGAUAAUAAGUGUAUUUCCCAAAAUGUCAAACUUUUGUCGUAGGCUAAAUUUCGUGACCUGCUUAUUUUAUCUUCAGUCAUUAAUCUGUGAGGUUAAGUUAUUUAGGUUGAACCUGAUCUGCUACUACAGAAAGGCAAACACAAAAUUAGUGUCUAAAUAUGACUUUGCUCUGGUAAAUGAAUACGUUUGUUACUUAUUGGCUAAUGCAGUAAGCAGGAUUGAGGAAACUUGACCCACUGUAGGGCCUCAUCAAUGAAUCAUCAAUAUGCGCCAUUUACACAGAAUGACCUUCCCUGAAAGCCCUUUAUACAUUAUACUAUAGCUUAGUCAACACAUCUUUAGAGUUUGUCCUUCUGUCAGAAACUGUGACUGAAGAUGGAGUUUUUUUCCUUGGACAGUAUUUUUUUAGUUUGAUAGGUUUAAUUGAGUAAUGGUGACUAGACAAUUGCUUGUACAGUAAACCCAAUUGAAGGUGAACAUGUCAUGAUAUUGCACUUGAGAGUAAUAAAGUAAUCACGGAGAUGGGGGUUUGAGGGUGGUGGGGGCAACUAAAAGACUAAAAGUCUUUGGAGGAUAUGUUUUUUUUUGUUGUUUUUUUUUAAAUGGCCUGGUAAUGUAGUGCAUAGUGCACCAGGACUGAAAUGUACAAUCCUGAGAAAUACUGAAUGUUCCUUGUAUACUAAUACAUACUGUAUACUGUACUAUACUUAAUGUGACAAAAUUGCUACAUCAAACAAACAGUAAAACCAAUAAUAAAGCUCAAAUCCAUUCA
This is a messenger RNA of Siniperca chuatsi (mandarin fish), 5651 nucleotides long. It is a transcript of the gene ngfrb, whose product is annotated as nerve growth factor receptor b. Lineage: Eukaryota; Metazoa; Chordata; Actinopteri; Centrarchiformes; Sinipercidae. Gene Ontology annotation, biological process: Rho protein signal transduction. The record is from RefSeq and is a predicted model, not a curated record. Gene Ontology annotation, molecular function: nerve growth factor binding; death receptor activity; coreceptor activity. Gene Ontology annotation, cellular component: cell surface; plasma membrane. Bases 585 to 1868 code for a protein of 427 amino acids. The transcript is spliced from 6 exons.